AUGUGGAUAUCUACUGUGACAUUCUCGUAUACAACUGCCUUCUGGACGUGGGAAGACUGGGAACUAGAACUCGACUGGGCCGCCCUGCGAGGCGUAAAUCUAAUCCUCGCAUGGGUCGGCUACGAGAAGAUUCUCCUCGACUCACUUCGAGAGGUCGGAAUGACUGACGAGGAGAUACUGCCAUUCUUCAGUGGCCCAGCCUUCCAAGCUUGGAACCGACUCGGGAACAUCCAAGGUUCCUGGGGUGGCCACGGCGUCAACAUAUCAUGGCUCGACGCCCAGUUUCAGCUACAGAAGAAAAUUGUCCACCGAAUUGUUGAACUAGGCAUGACUCCUGUACUUCCCGCUUUUCCAGGGUUUGUGCCGCCUGGUAUAAAACGUGUUCGACCGCAUGCGACCGUGGUAAAUGGAUCGCAGUGGUCGGGUUUUCCGACGAGGUUUACGGAAGUGUCCUUCUUGAGUCCGCUUGAUGAGACCUUUGCCAAGUUACAGAAGAGUGUGAUCUCGAGGCAAAUGCGUGCUUUUGGAAACAUCACGCAUGUCUAUGCGCUCGAUCAGUUUAAUGAGAUUAAUCCUGCCUCUGGGGAGCUGGGGUAUCUUCGGAACUUGUCACGCCACACCUGGCAGACUUUGAAAGCUGCCAAUCCCGCUGCGGUAUGGAUGAUGCAGGGGUGGUUGUUUUAUGAUAAGAAGGUCUUUUGGAAUUCUAGUCGAAUCUCGGCUUACUUGAGUGGAGUGGAGAGGAAUGAUGAUAUGCUCAUUCUAGACCUUUACUCGGAGUCGGAGCCGCAGUGGCAGCGAACGAAGUCGUAUUUCGGAAAGCCCUGGAUCUGGUGCCAGUUACACGACUUCGGCGGGAAUAUGGGCAUGUACGGGCAAGUACUGAACGUCACAUCGGAUCCGAUCGAAGCUUUAAAUCAAUCUGAUUCGCUGGUGGGCUUCGGGCUCACCAUGGAAGGCCAGGAAGGCAACGAAGUUGUCUACGAUUUAUUGUUAGACCAGGCUUGGUCGGCGAAACCGAUUGAUACGCGGGCAUAUUUCCGAAAUUGGGUCAGAAGCCGAUAUUCUGGGAACUUUUCAGUACCGAAUGAACUGUAUACGGCGUGGGACCUGAUGAGCAGGACGGUGUAUAAUAACACUAACCUCACGACAUAUUCAGUUACAAAGUCGAUCUUUGAGAUUUCGCCGGCUAUCGAUGGCUUGGUUGGUCGUGUUGGUCAUUUUCCUACUCCUACAUCUAUUAAUUAUGAUCCAAGUGUCUUGAAUGAAGUAUGGGCUUUGUUUAUGAAUGCGACGGGGAAAGAGCCGUCACUCUGGCAUAACCCUGCAUAUGAAUAUGAUAUGGUUGAUAUCACGCGUCAGUUAAUGGGAAAUGCUUUUAUCAAGGUAUAUUCAGACCUUAUAAGUGCAUGGAAGUCGGAAAGAGAGAACAGAACCGCGGAAAUCACGUCGCAGAGCCAACGGCUUCUUGAUCUGCUAGCGGCGAUUGACAAAGUCUUGUCAUGCAAUGAGAACUUCUCACUUUCGACUUGGAUCUCGAGUGCCAGGGACUGGGGAGACACCAUGGAAUCCAAGGACUUCUUUGAGUAUGAUGCCCGAAAUCAGAUUACUCUAUGGGGUCCUACCGGGGAGAUCAGCGAUUAUGCGUCCAAGGCCUGGGCAGGUCUUAUCUCUUCUUACUACAAGCCUCGAUGGUCCAUCUUCGUGGAGUAUCUUGGUGAGAAAGAUCAGACGAGCUACAAUGAGACGGAACUCGAAGGCAAGCUAAGAGAAUUUGAGUUGUCGUGGCAAAAGCAGAGUAGGGAGCCAGGUAUAUCUUGGCCAAAUUCCUCCUGCAGAGGACUUGAAGUACUCCUCAGGAAUGUGUCGCAAAGUUGGCCAUCGAUUUUUGGGGAUCAUGUUCAAGAUUGA
Molecule: messenger RNA, 1911 nt
Organism: Aspergillus pseudotamarii
Lineage: Eukaryota; Fungi; Ascomycota; Eurotiomycetes; Eurotiales; Aspergillaceae
Product: alpha-N-acetylglucosaminidase
Exons: 2
Coding region: 1-1911 (636 amino acids)
Source: RefSeq, a predicted model, not a curated record